Messenger RNA from Fonsecaea monophora, 945 nucleotides. RefSeq lists its product as hypothetical. Gene Ontology annotation, cellular component: mitochondrion. The transcript has 3 exons. Bases 1 to 945 code for a protein of 314 amino acids. NCBI's taxonomy places the organism in Eukaryota, Fungi, Ascomycota, Eurotiomycetes, Chaetothyriales, Herpotrichiellaceae. Gene Ontology annotation, molecular function: NAD binding; 3-hydroxyisobutyrate dehydrogenase activity; NADP binding. The record is from RefSeq and is a predicted model, not a curated record. Gene Ontology annotation, biological process: L-valine catabolic process.
AUGACGGGAAACAUUGGUUUCAUCGGCCUGGGCGCCAUGGGUUACCAUAUGGCAGGACAUCUGAGGCGGAAAAUGCCGUCCGAGGACACCCUCUACGUGACCGAUGUCAACAAAGCAGCCACCCGCCGGUUCUUGGAGGAGAUGGGCACGAAACAUGGCCCCGUCAAGGUCGUCAAAACUGCCAAAGAGGCUGCGACCGACGCAAAAGUGGUUAUCUCGAUUGUGCCGCGCGCGGAGAAUGUCAAACAGGUCUACCUUGGUCCCAAUGGGGUCAUUGAGGCACCUCCAGAUCCGGACCGCUUACUUCUCGAGUGCAGCACAAUCGACACGAAGACGACGAGGGAAGUAGAGGCGAAGCUGCGUGAAGCAAGCAUCGGACGGUACUUCGAUGCCCCUGUUUCGGGCGGAGUGAUAGGGGCAGAAAGGGGCACUCUCUCAUUUCUAAUUGGUAACACACCCAGUGAAUCCGAUCCCAUAAACCAGCGUAUCCUUGGCAUCGUCUCGAAGAUGGGACUCAAAGAGCGCAUCACCUUCUGUGGGCCCAUAGGGACUGGAACGGCCGCCAAAAUCGCAAACAAUUCCAUCGCUUCGGCCACCAUCCUCGCCGUUAGCGAAGCUAUGGCCGCGGGCAUCCGGGCGGGCAUCGACAAGAAAAUCCUCUACGAAUGUAUCAGGACCUCCACCGGCCAGUCAUGGGUAUUGGAGAAUAAUCAGCCGUGCCCGGGCCUGGUGCCGCACACACCGAGCAGCAAUGGCUACAAGGUCUCCUUUCUACCUUCUAUGCUGGUGAAGGAUACGACUCUGGCUGUUGAAGCUGCUCUUCAGGUAGGGAUCAGGCCGACAAUGGUGCAAGCCGCUCUGGAAACGUACAAAAAGACGGCUGAGGAUCCCAGGUGCAAGGUCAGUGGUACCUACCCGUUGAGUCCUUGGGAGUUUGUGGGAUGA